AUGCGUCUGUCAUGGCCGAUGGCUGAUAACAACCAGGGCACCACAUCAAUUUCACCCCCUCUUUUUUCAUCAUACAAUGACAAGAUACGUCCCAUAAUUGACACCAUCGACAAGCUCCGCAGCCUUAAAGUCAUCGAACAAGGCAUCCCAGACCCCACCAUCAUUGUUGCAGGAGAAAAUUACUCGGGCAAAGCAAGCGUUAUAGAGUCACUCGUCGGCAUUUUUCCUCCAUUUGCACGGGAGGCCUGUUCAAAGGUUCCUCUUAUAAUGAGGCUUCAAAACCAUCAGAAUCCUGCACCGGAGUUCGUACUGCAGUAUCAGAAAAAGUCUGUUCGGAUCAUGAAGGAAACGCUAAUAUCCGAAGCAAUUAAUCAGGCUACAUUAGAGAUCGCCGGCAUAGGUAAAACUAUACCGAAUGUACCUCUAACUUUGUUAGUGAAGAAGAAAGGUAUUCCGAAUCUCACCAUAACUUAUUGGCCCGGAAAAUAUUGGUAUUCCACGUCCGAAGAUAAGUCGAGAGACAAUUUCGAACAUAUCUCAGAUAUCACCAAGGGGUAUAUAAACCCAAAGGAGAGUAUCAUUUUAAAUGUUUCUUCUGCGCGCAGUAGACUCCCAUCUAUUCGCACGUCACAUAGAGUGGACACCAGAGAAGAGAGGACGCUUGCAGUCAUUACCAAAUGUGACGAGUACCAUAACAUUGAUCUUAGUAAAGCCAUUUCAGAAAAUAAAUUCAAGAUUCGCAACCGCUAUCACUUUAUCAGAAACAGAAUCAACGAUGAAACCCAUGAGGAAGCUCGAAUUCAAGAAACCACACUCUUCGAAUCAUCUCAUUUGUUGUCAAAGAUUGAAAAGUCCAUGGUGGGUAUUCCUGCUUUGGCCACUAGGCUUGCAAAAAUUCAUUUAGUAAUCAUAUUGAGAUGUCUUCCAGACAUCGUCAAGAAGAUCAAUGAGGGGAUUUAUGCUCUGGAUUUGGAGCUGAACCAAUUACCCAAAAACUCUAUGAGUAUUCCUGAUGCAUUGAUUGCUUUUAUGCAUAUCGUUGGGUCGUUCAAGGUAACUCUUCAAAAUAUCUUGAUAAAAGGUGAGUACGAUCAUGAGUACAUUGACGAAAAACAAAUGCAUUGCAAUCCGCGGUUGGUUGAAAUGCUAGAUGAAUUUUCAAAAAAACUCAACUCGGUUGUCAAAUUCUCUGAAAAUUUCCUAGUUGAGGAGUUGGAUGUUCUAAUGGAAGCUAAUGGGAUCUGGUCGUCACUUUUCGUUCCUCACUCUGCUGUCUUAUGUUUGCUCGAGACAAAACUCAUCAAUAUCUCUACCUUUCCCAUUAACUUUGUAAAAAAAGUGUGGGAUUAUCUUGAAAUUGUUUGUGUUAGAGUCUUGAUUGAUCAUCAUGGAGAUUAUCCACAACUGCUUUCAUCCAUGAGGGAAGCUCUUCAGAAUGUAAUGGAGAAAAUGAAGAUUGAGUUUUUAGGAAGAGUUGUAGAAAUGAUAGAGAUGGAAAAAACCACAGAUUAUACCUGUGACCCUAAUUUUGUUGCUUCUUGCAAUUACAAGCUCAUGGGAAAUCGUGAUGAGUUUUUGAAGGCAAUGUGCAAUCAUGUGGAGGAGAUAAACAUGGAAGGUCAUGAUAAGAUCAAUGUUAAGCAUCUGUUUAGUGUCCCCGGAAAUACAAGGGAUCAAGCAUUUGAUUUAAAAAUGAGGAUGACGUGUUACUGGGAAAUUGUUCUGAAAAGAAUGGUGGAUUGGAUGGCACUUGAGCUUCAGUUUUUGGUGAAAAAAUUGGUGAACAAGGAGAUGGAAAUGGAGAUGGUGAAGGAGGCGAUGGUACAUGGUGGUAUAGAAAAGAUGUCGGAGGAACUAUCCUCCUCCGGAAAAGAGAGGGUGAGGCUUCAAAAAAGCAUUAGCAUAUUGCAGAAAUCACAAGAAAUCAUGGAGGAAGUCAGGAUGGCAUUAUUGUUUCAGCCAACUAGAGGGCCGAUAUAG
Lactuca saligna is the source of this 1980-nucleotide messenger RNA. NCBI's taxonomy places the organism in Eukaryota, Viridiplantae, Streptophyta, Magnoliopsida, Asterales, Asteraceae. The record is from the annotation of a GenBank genome assembly.